AAAAGAAACCCUAAAUUCUCUCCCUCCCUCCCUCUCUCAAUCUCUCUCUAGCGGUCCGCUGUUGAAUCCCCAAUCCCUCAAACCAUGAGGAAGCGAGCGAAGCGAACCGCCAGCCAGCGCGGCGACGCCCCGUCCUCUUCUCAGGAGCAGCCGCCGCAGCCGCAGCAGCAGCAGCAAUCCACCAAGACGACGACUUCCCGGGCCAACAAGCGCGUCAAGGCCGCGAAGCCCGAGUCCGACCCCGAGUACUUCGAGGACAAGCGCAACUUGGAAGAUUUGUGGAAAGCUGUCUUUCCUGUGGGCACAGAGUGGGAUCAAUUGGACACAGUCUACCAAAUAAACUGGGAUUUCUCUAAUCUUGAAAAUGCUUUUGAGGAGGGUGGGAAGCUGUAUGGCAAGAAAGUUUAUCUCUUUGGAUGUACAGAACCUCAGUUGGUCUUUUUUAAGGGCCAGUCCAAGAUUAUGUAUAUCCCUGCCGUUGUGGCUGUUGUAUCCCCUUUUCCGCCAUCUGAUAAGAUUGGAAUUAAGUCGGUUCAAAGGGAGUCUGAAGAAAUAAUUCCAAUGAAGCAGAUGAAAAUGGAUUGGGUCCCAUAUAUUCCUUUGGAGAAUAGAGACAGCCAAGUUGAUAGGUUGAAAUCUCAAAUAUUUAUUUUGAGCUGCACACAGCGAAGGGCUGCGUUAAAGCAUUUGAAGAUAGACCGGGUCAAAAAAUAUGAGUACUGCCUACCUUAUUUUUAUCAGCCAUUCAAGGAGGAUGAGUUUGAACAGAGCACUGAGGUUACAAUUAUGUAUCCAGUAGAACCACCGGUUGUUUGUGAAUUUGACUGGGAGUUGGAUGAACUUGAGGAAUUUAUUGAUAAUCUAAUUAAAGAGGAGACUCUGACCGAAGAUCAAAAGGAUGAUUUCAAGGAGCAUGUGAAGAAGACUGUUAGAGAGGCAAAGAAAGCUAAUAGAGAGGCAAGGGAAGCUCGCAAAAAGGCCCUUGAAGAAAUGAGUGAGGAAACUAAGUCUGCAUUCCAAUCAAUGAAGUUCUAUAAAUUUUAUCCUGUGCAAACACCAGAUACCCCAGAUAUAUCCAAUUCUAAGGUUCCUUUCAUAAACAGAUACUAUGGAAAAGCGCAUGAAGUUCUCUGAUGCUAUCUAUCUGCAAAAGCGGUGAUCUGGCCUGGAGACGUUCUGCGUUCCAAUUUGCUGCUUAAGCAGUAAAAUAGCGAGCUGCUUAAGCAGUAAAAUAGGGAGUUGCUCGAUAAUUCUCGUGCACCAGUUGAGGUGGCAGCGCAUUGUGCACUAAUCUUUUUGAUCAGUAGAGUAGUUGGUCUGAUGUCUGAUGGUGGAAAGAGACUGUAUUUCUUAGUUGCCAUUAGAUCCUCAUUUCUUCACAUUGUUUUUGUUUUUUUGGCAGAAAUCUUUAGUUUCUUUUAGUUCCCAGAGGAGUAGCUUGUACCAUGUAUCUCCGAGGCCUAUGUACUUCUGAAGAACAGGGAGCUUUAGGAAAUUCAAAUCUUCAUUUUGCUUUUCUUCCUCUCCUCUAAGAUCCGUCUUGGAUCUUUUAUUGGCAAUAAAACAUUCAUGUUCAAUACUGCAACCUUUGAAAACAUGGACAUUAUUUCAUUGUACCAAGAGAAAUCGUUAGGAACUUUAUCUGAGCAAUUUCAUCUGUGCUUUAUUUA
Syzygium oleosum is the source of this 1670-nucleotide messenger RNA. Its product is annotated as protein HEAT INTOLERANT 4. Bases 85 to 1134 code for a protein of 349 amino acids. The record is from RefSeq and is a predicted model, not a curated record. Lineage: Eukaryota; Viridiplantae; Streptophyta; Magnoliopsida; Myrtales; Myrtaceae. Gene Ontology annotation, biological process: regulation of cellular response to heat. The transcript has 14 exons.